GGCGAGGUUGAAAGACUGGACGGCCACUGGAAGCUGAGCGCCAAGCCACGAGCGCUCGUGUCGGGGCGUGCUGCCCAGGUUGCCUCCCGCCAUGGCCUGUGCCGCCUCGCUCUUCGCUGCGUUGGCCGCGCUCCUUGCUGCCCUUGCUGCAGGCGGAGACGCCCCGCCUGGCAAAAUCGCGGUGGUGGGGGCCGGAAUCGGGGGCUCUGCUGUGGCCCAUUUCCUCCAGCAGCACUUUGGGCCCCGGGUACAGAUUGAUGUGUACGAGAAGGGGACCGUGGGCGGCCGCCUGGCCACCAUCUCCGUCAACAAGCAGCACUACGAGAGCGGGGCCGCCUCCUUCCACUCCCUGAGCCUGCACAUGCAGGACUUCGUGAAGCUGCUGGGGCUGAGGCACCGGCGCGAGGUGGUGGGCAGGAGCGCCAUCUUUGGCGGGGAGCACUUCGUGCUGGAGGAGACCGACUGGUACCUGCUGAACCUCUUCCGUCUCUGGUGGCACUACGGCAUCAGCUUCCUGAGACUGCAGAUGUGGGUGGAGGAGGUCAUGGAGAAGUUCAUGAGGAUCUAUAAGUACCAGGCCCAUGGCUAUGCCUUCUCAGGCGUGGAGGAGCUGCUCUCCUCCCUGGGGGAGUCCACCUUCGUCAACAUGACCCAGCGAUCUGUGGCCGAGUCCCUGCUCCAGGUGGGCGUCACACAGCGCUUCAUCGACGAUGUUGUCUCUGCCGUCCUGCGGGCCAGCUACGGCCAGUCGGCAGCCAUGCCCGCCUUUGCUGGAGCCAUGUCGCUAGCUGGGGCCCAAGGCAGCCUGUGGUCUGUGGAGGGAGGCAACAAGCUGGUUUGUUCCGGGUUGCUGAAGCUCACCAAGGCCAGCGUGAUCCACGCCACAGUGACCUCCGUGACCCUGCACGGUACGGAAGGAAAAGCCCUUUACCAGGUGGGAUAUGAGAAUGAGGUGGGCAGCGGCUCCGACUUCUAUGACAUAGUGGUCAUCGCCACCCCCCUGCAGCUGGACAACAGCAGCAGCAACAUCACCUUCAAAGGCUUCAACCCACCCAUUGAUGAUGUCCAGGGCUCCUUCCAGACCACCGUCGUCUCCCUGGUCCACGGCUACCUCAACUCUUCCUACUUUGGUUUCCCCGACCCUAAACUUUUCCCCUUCGCCAACAUCCUUACCACAGAUUUCCCCAGCUUCUUCUGUGCUCUGGACAACAUCUGUCCUGUCAACAUCUCGGCCAACUUACGGCGGAAGCAGCCUCAGGAGGCUGCCAUUUGGCGAGUCCAAUCCCCCAAGCCCCUCUUGCGGACCCAGCUGAAGACCUUGUUCCGUUCCUAUUACUCAGUCCAGACGGCCGAGUGGCAGGCCCACCCUCUGUUCGGCUCCCGCACCACCCUCCCGCGGUUUGCACUGCACGACCAGCUCUUCUACCUCAAUGCCUUGGAGUGGGCAGCCAGCUCUGUAGAGGUGAUGGCCAUCGCUGCCAAGAACGUGGCCCUGCUGGCUUACAACCGCUGGUUCCAGGACCUAGACAAGAUUGACCAAAAGGAUUUGAUGCACAAGGUAAAGACUGAACUGUGAGGGCUCCAGGGAGAGCCCAGGAAUAUCUGUCCUCCACUGAAGGUGACUCAUACCCCACAGUAGUCCAGGACUGUCAGGAGCUACACUCGCCCACCCAGACUCUCUUUCUGACCCCCCACGUGUCCUGCACCUUCUCCCUCCUGUGUAGGGCCAGGUGGCCUGCUGUCUGCUUGUUUCUCUUAAGGAAGCGCACAGUGUUUUCUUCUUUUUUUAAAAGGAAGAAUAAAGAAGGGGAGAGAAUUCAA
Molecule: messenger RNA, 1821 nt
Organism: Choloepus didactylus (southern two-toed sloth)
Lineage: Eukaryota; Metazoa; Chordata; Mammalia; Pilosa; Megalonychidae
Gene: PCYOX1L
Product: prenylcysteine oxidase 1 like
Exons: 6
Coding region: 92-1576 (494 amino acids)
Biological process (GO): prenylated protein catabolic process; prenylcysteine catabolic process
Molecular function (GO): prenylcysteine oxidase activity
Source: RefSeq, a predicted model, not a curated record